This is a messenger RNA of Prunus persica (peach), 829 nucleotides long. Its product is annotated as palmitoyl-monogalactosyldiacylglycerol delta-7 desaturase, chloroplastic. NCBI's taxonomy places the organism in Eukaryota, Viridiplantae, Streptophyta, Magnoliopsida, Rosales, Rosaceae. The record is from RefSeq and is a predicted model, not a curated record. The coding region runs from base 1 to 615 and encodes 204 amino acids. Gene Ontology annotation, molecular function: oxidoreductase activity, acting on paired donors, with oxidation of a pair of donors resulting in the reduction of molecular oxygen to two molecules of water. The transcript is spliced from 3 exons. Gene Ontology annotation, cellular component: endoplasmic reticulum membrane.
AUGGGGCUUUUGGGCAUGUUUUUUAUGAAGUCAUGUGGAGAAUUUUUGGGGAGGACAUGGAACAUACAAGACGUAUUCACAUUGGGUGUGAUUUUGGCCUUGCAUUCUCUUUGUGCAUUUGCGCCCUUUCAUUUCAAUUGGCCUGCAUUUUGGGUCGCCGUCACUUUGUACGUUGUGACGGCUUUAGGAAUCACACUGUGCUACCAUAGAACUCUUACCCACAGAGGUUUGAGGCUUCCAAAAUGGCUCGAGUACCUCUUUGCCUAUUGUGGUGUUCUGUCACUUCAGGGGGUGAGGACGGUACUUCUUUUCGACGCCACUCUGAUUAUAAAUUCAGUUGGCCACAUGUGGGGAAAGAAACCAUGGAACACCGGUGAUAUGUCUACAAACAAUUGGUGGAUGUCAAUUAUUACGCUUGGAGAAGGAUGGCAUAAUAACCACCAUGCUUUUGAAUACUCAGCUAGACAUGGGUUGGAAUGGUGGCAAAUUGAUAUUACUUGGUACGUAAUAAGAUUUCUUCAAGCUAUUGGAUUGGCAACAGAUGUCAAGGUCCCAACUGAAAUUCAAAAGCAACGAAAAGCUUCAAAUGGUAGAAUCAUGGCUACUCAAAAAUAGGGUUUUGAAGAUUUACUCAGCUAUGUAUAUCAUGGAUAACGUUACUAGCUUCAAAUCCUAUAUGCGUUAGUGAUGUUGUCAAUAUUCAUGCCUCAAGUAGUAUUUCUUUGGCUUCUAAAAUAAUUACUUAUAGUCGUACUACAGAAUAAUCAGCUAUGAAGAGUGUUUAAUUUUGGAAAUGGAAGUGAUGUUGUGUACUAUGAAUAAAAUUGAC